AUGGCGUCCAACUCGGCAUGCAUCGAGCGCAUCAAAGCGACCGCAUUACGCGACAACAUCGACCUAUCCGUUCUUCCGUUCCUCGAGGAUGCCUUAUUCGACAUAUCUACUCUAUCCAGCAAUCGCAGCAAAUCGCAACUGCCCUCAUUCAAGAAUGCGACCCGGAUCGAUACCCACACUCACCCCGUCCCAUCUUGGUUCCGUAGUCUCCAGCCUCUUUCUGCGGGUCGCGAAACACCAUCCUGGGAUCCACUUUCUCAUCUACAUUUCAUGGAGGAGCACAGCAUAGCGCAUUCCAUCCUUUGUGUGUCGACCCCGCAAGCGAACGCUUUCCCUGAUGACAACGCAAAAACCGUUGCACUGGCAAGAUUGCUGAAUGAGUUCUCCGCUGAGCUGGUGAGGGUAUAUUCGGAGCGCUUCAGCUGGAUGGCCGUCACCCCGCUUCCGUAUGUGGAAGAUGCUGUAAUGGAAGUGCGGUACGCGCUUGAGGAGCUGCGAGCCGUGGGUGUGGGCGUCUUGACGAACCAUGAAGGGUUGUAUCCUGGGGAAGACAGUUUCGACCCACUUUGGACGUAUCUACAGAAGCGUGCAGAAAAGGGAGACGGGCGAGAGAUUGUGUUUAUUCAUCCGCACGAUCCUGUGAUAAGGUUGGAGGACGGAAGGCUUGUCAGCUCAAAACCUUCACCUCUGCGCUCUGGCCUCGGCGAGUUCUACUUCGAGACUGCGCGAGCAAUCUCGAGCAUAACGGCAAAUCGCACCAUCAUCAAGUUUCCCAACCUUCACUGGCGCGUAUCACACGGAGCAGGUGCAUUUCCAGAUAUAUCCGAUCGCUUCCUUCUCGGGUUUCCAAAGGACGCAGAACAAGCGCGCAAGAUCUAUACGACGCGCUUCUGGUAUGACAGCGCGGGUCCCGUAUACCCCAGGCAAAUCAAAGGCUUGCUUGCGCACGAUAUACCUAUCUCACAGAUGGUAUUUGGGACAGACUAUCCGUACGGCAUUGGCUUCUGGGAUGUCAAUGCGAACAUCAAUGGUCUCGCGGAAGCCGACUUUCUUUCAGCUGAGGAAAGGAACGAUGUAUUCUCGGAGAACACAAAAUCGCUGUGGAAAGGGAAGAUCGGCUUCCCAUAA
This is a messenger RNA of Didymosphaeria variabile, 1128 nucleotides long. RefSeq lists its product as uncharacterized. The transcript is spliced from 3 exons. Gene Ontology annotation, biological process: secondary metabolic process. NCBI's taxonomy places the organism in Eukaryota, Fungi, Ascomycota, Dothideomycetes, Pleosporales, Didymosphaeriaceae. The record is from RefSeq and is a predicted model, not a curated record. Gene Ontology annotation, molecular function: hydrolase activity; carboxy-lyase activity. Gene Ontology annotation, cellular component: cytosol; cytoplasm. The coding region runs from base 1 to 1128 and encodes 375 amino acids.